CGUCAACAUCAAAAAUAGAACUCAACGGAAGCUAUGUUUCCACACGGCUAAACUUCAACCCUUUUAUUAUCAGGAACCCGCAUUAACUUGACGAGGACUUUGUUACUUUUGUGGUUUGACCUAUUCGAUCCUUCGUGACAAACGCUGUCUGUGUCUGCCCUUUUAACGCUGCGCAGGUAAAGUCGUAUCAUAUACACAGCGUAAGGAUAUUGGGGGAGCGAGGCAAGCUACUUUGUGACGGAGAUCAAGGGGGAGGGCGCAAUAUUUUCCGUCCUUUUUAUAUAGGAAAGAAACGUAAAGUGAUAAACAUGUCGUUGCCGCCGGAACAUAUUCGAAUCAAGCGGAGGAGAGAGGAGGAGCCGGUUGAAACUUUGUAUAUUCAAUCUCAGAUACAUCAGCCCAAAAGGCGGUACACGGACUUCUGCUUUCAGCGUGUCGUGCGAACGCCUGAUGGCGGUGUUAGAGCCAAGGCCGGUGUCGACGCAUCACCCACACUUUCCCCUGGGGAGUCUAUCACGGGCCCCAGGUCAGUGAGUACGUCUAAUAUCAGACUUGGGGUACCGCUUGUGCGAGCGACGGUUCCUAGAUCAGAGUUCCAAAACAAGCCAAUUAUGUCAAAGAAGGAAGGCUUAUUAGGGAAAGGCCUUACCCCUCCGUCCGCAUCGUCAUCAUCGGCCUUGCGAACCUCGCAUGCUGCUAAAUGCUCUGUUACUCCAGUGAAAAAUCGCUCCGGGUCUUCUUCGGUUAUAAGCUCCCCUUCCUCUGCUCUACGUCGGUUUCAUAUAAUCGUUCCUAGUGGCGAUUUUACAAGUCCCUCCCGAAAGCUUCUACAUAAGGUCUCGGGAGGCAUCCAAAAGAAUAGAGGGAAUCGGGUAAUGAGCCGGGCAGUGGUCAUCGAAAAGCGACCUCAUCAAGUAGAUGAUGUGAGGGCGUCGAUUGUACUUGAUGACCUAGCAGCCAAGAUAGGGGAAGUUAAAGUCAGUGGUGAUGCUCCGGGAGCGUCACCUACAGCCCCGAAGGGCAUUACCAAGUCAGCUGUUACGGCCGAGAUAUCAACCACUCCUGCUACUCCAAGAAAGCGUCAUGUUGUCAACGAUGCCGAGAAGCGAUGGAGGGCAGAAUCUAAAGCAUCCCGAUAUUUCGAUCGAGCGCAGCAAGCUCGAGAAAAGGAGCAAAGAAUGAAAAGUGCUCAGUCCAUGCACGAAGAUCCAAGCUUAUGGGACCAUGAUUCUGAUCAGCUUGCUACGGAGCUGGCAGAAUUUGCCCAUGAAAUAACUGCUGACUCCGAAAUGUCUGGAUUUUCUCCUAAGGCUCCUCCACGAACUCCUCCACGAAGGCCAGGUCGGUUCGUUGGAAUCUCCCCGAACAAACACGUUCUUACACAUCGACCGCGGCUUCCGAAAGUGAGCGAUGAUUCGUUAGGGACAUCACGUACAGGUUUUGACGGAGCAGGUGAUUCUGGUGAUGUGAAGCACCUCAUAGAUGCUGCCCUAUCUACGGAUGCUUCAAUGGUUGAGCUACCACGUCAGCACGAUGAGGUAGACGUUAGGGACAGCAACUUCAUCCCACCAAAGAAACAGAUUGCGACGUUUGAAACAGCUAGCGACCUUGAUAGUGAGGAUGACAAUGACGAGAGCUAUGUUUACGAUGAAUUUAUUAGGCGCCCCGUUGCGGAAGUCGCUGCUGAUCCAAACACUGCCCAUCUUCUUAACGGCGAGUGGGCUAGUGAACAUGGAAUUGCGCCGAAAGAUAUUGGUGUGGUAGUGAUUACGGAAGAAGAUAUUCACUUCUGGGAAGCCUUUGCAGAAUCCGACGAGGAAGGGAAAGGGUGGGAUUCGGAAGAUGAAGAUUCUAAUGCUGAAGAUAACCCAGCAAAUGAAUACCCCGAUGAUGACCUAGACUUCGAUGACGAAUUUGAUGACACCAAUGCGGCUUACAGAAAUUAUCGCCACAAUGCGUCUGACGAUGAAGAGUUUGAUCCAGACUAUGAGAAUUAUGAGUAUGGAUGUGGUGUUUCCCAUGGCGGCGACUCCGAUGAUGAUUACUAGACGGAUUACGUAGUUGGUUGGAAAUCCUUCUCGCGCCAACUUAGCACGUAUAGGGCUAGCUUUACAUAACUUCAAAACAUCGCCACAACGUGAAAUGAAAUUGGAGACGUCUUUCUAACGUUUACAUGUCGCUAAACUGGCUUAUUAGGAUUUGGGAUGCUAGUUGUCCUGGCUUAGUGUUAUACCCUCCGAGGGAGAAGGGGACGAGGGGGCCACAACGGUUACAUGAUUUUUAUUUUUUUUAUUUUUUUUAUUUUUUAUUUUUAUUUUUAUUUUUAAUCGUGCAUGGAUUGUAUGUAUAUGUAAGAUAACAGGGGGAUCGAGAAGCCAACUGAGGUAUGGA
This is a messenger RNA of Blastomyces gilchristii SLH14081, 2391 nucleotides long. RefSeq lists its product as uncharacterized. Bases 309 to 2048 code for a protein of 579 amino acids. The record is from RefSeq and is a predicted model, not a curated record. Gene Ontology annotation, biological process: protein import into nucleus. NCBI's taxonomy places the organism in Eukaryota, Fungi, Ascomycota, Eurotiomycetes, Onygenales, Ajellomycetaceae. Gene Ontology annotation, cellular component: cytoplasm. The transcript is spliced from 3 exons.